UGCGAGCGCGUUCAGACUGUAGAAACUUGCUGAAACUCGCCACUACCGUUGCUCCUGCUCUACUUCUCGCCCACGAUCUCUUUCAAGUUCGUGGAAAACCGCGAAGCUGAAAGGGUACAGAAAGGAGGUGGAAGGUUGAGUAUUUAUGGCCGGGAGUUUGGGUGACGAUGAAGGGAACAACAGAGGGAAGAGUUUGGAGGAAUACGGUAAAGUGAAAGGGGAAGAAAAGGAGAUUGCACCUGCGACGACGAGCUCCAUGAAUCGUUCUGGGUCAAGGCCACUGCUUGACCUUACUGGGGCAGCAAUUCAGAGUAAUUCUGAGGAGAGGAACCCCACAAUUUUGCUGCCUAACCAGUCCGAUGACAUCUCUCACCUGGCCCUGGAUAUUGGAGGAUCACUCAUUAAGUUGAUUUACUUCUCACGUCAUGAGGAGCAUUCACAAGAUGAUAAGAGGAGGAGGUCCAUGAAGAAAAGGCUUGGGAUCUCUACUGGGAAGAGACGCAGCUACCCGAUACUUGGUGGUAGACUCCAUUUUGUGAAAUUUGAAACCGGGAUGCUGAACGAAUGCUUGGAUUUUAUUGCUUCGAAGCAUCUUCAUCUUGGUGGAAUUGAUUCACCUUCAUGGAAUUCAAGGGCUCGGUAUAAUGGUAACAUUAUAAUUAAGGCCACAGGUGGUGGGGCGUACAAAUAUGCUGAUGAAUUUAAUGAAAAGCUUGGGAUUAGUCUCGAUAAAGAAGAUGAAAUGAAUUGUCUUGUGGCUGGAGCAAAUUUUCUGCUUAAGGCAAUACGACAUGAAGCCUUUACACACAUGGAGGGUCAGAAGGAGUUUGUGCAGAUUGAUCAGCAUGAUUUGUUUCCUUACCUUCUUGUUAAUGUCGGGUCUGGCGUUAGUAUUAUCAAAGUAGAUGGGGAAGGGAAAUUUCAACGAGUUAGUGGCACUAACGUUGGAGGUGGUACUUAUUGGGGCCUGGGAAAACUGUUAACAAAGUGCAGGAGUUUUGAUGAGCUGUUAGAGCUAAGCCAGAAAGGAGAUAGCAGUAACAUUGACAUGCUUGUUGGAGAUAUAUAUGGUGGGAUGGACUAUUCCAAGAUUGGCCUUUCCGCAUCUACCAUAGCCUCGAGUUUUGGGAAGACAAUUUCAAAAUCCAAAGAACUUUCGGACUAUAGGUCUGAAGAUAUCUCGCUGUCUCUCCUCCGCAUGAUAUCAUACAACAUUGGGCAGAUCUCAUACUUGAAUGCUCUUCGUUAUGGGCUCAAAAGGAUAUUUUUUGGAGGAUUUUUUAUUCGUGGUCAUGCUUACACCAUGGAUACUAUAUCAUUUGCAGUGAAUUUCUGGUCCAAAGGGCAGGCACAAGCCAUGUUUCUACGGCAUGAGGGUUUUCUAGGAGCACUUGGUGCUUUUAUGAGCUAUGAAAAGCAUGGUCUAGAUGACUUGAUGGCCCAUCAACUCGUUGAAAGAUUCCCUAUGGGUGCGCCUUAUGUGGGGGGCAAGAUUCAUGGUCCGCCUCUUGGCGACCUUAAUGAAAAGAUUUCCUGGAUGGAGAAAUUUAUACAGAAAGGUACUGAGAUUACAGCUCCAGUCCCGAUGGCUCCGCCUGGAACUACAGGCAUGGGGGGUUUUGAACGUCCUUCAUCUAGAGGCAGCACACUGCGUUCAGAUGCCAGUGCUGCACUAAAUAUUGGUGUUCUGCAUCUCGUACCUUCAUUGGAGGUGUUUCCUUUAUUGUCCGACCCAAAGAAGUACGAGCCAAACACGGUUGAUCUAUCAGAUCAUAGUGAACUCGAGUAUUGGUUCACUGUGCUAUCAGAACAUAUGCCUGAUCUUGUUGAUAAGGCUGUAGCUAGCGAGGGCGGUACUGAUGAUGCUAAACGUAGGGGCGAGGCAUUUGCUCGUGCUUUUUCGGCUCAUCUGGCAAGGUUGAUGGAAGAGCCUGCAGCAUAUGGGAAAUUUGGCUUGGCUAACCUAUUGGAAUUAAGGGAGGAAUGCUUGAGAGAGUUUCAAUUCAGAGAUGCGUACAUUACUAUAAAACAGAGGGAAAAUGAGGCUUCUCUGGCUGUUUUACCUGACCUCCUUUUGGAACUGGACGGCAUGGAUGAGGAGGGAAGAUUGCUUACUCUGAUUGAGGGUGUUCUUGCUGCUAACAUUUUUGAUUGGGGAUCUCGUGCCUGCUUGGACCUAUAUCAUAAAGGAACUAUUAUAGAAAUUUAUCGCAUGAGUCGCAAGAAGAUGCACCGUCCUUGGCGAGUGGAUGAUUUUGAUAUUUUUAAGAGAAGAAUACUAGGAUCUGGAAAGAAUCCAUCUUACAAAAGAGCAUUGCUCUUUGUUGAUAACUCAGGGGCCGAUGUCGUGCUCGGCAUGCUUCCUUUGGCUCGAGAACUGCUUCGUUACGGAACGGAGGUUGUCUUGGUUGGAAAUUCAUUGCCUGCUUUGAAUGAUGUCACUGCCAACGAACUACCUGAAAUCGUAGCUGAAGCCGCGAAGCAUUGUGACAUUCUUCGAAAAGCCGCAGAAGCCGGAGGACUGAUUUUUGAUGCAAUGGUUAACAUAGAAGAUGAGUUAGAAAAGAAAUCCACUUCAGUUCCUCUUAUGGUUGUGGAGAAUGGUUGUGGUGGGCCCUGCAUAGAUUUUCGACAGGUCAGCUCGGAGCUCGCCGCCGUCGCAAAAGAUGCAGACUUGAUAAUCUUAGAAGGGAUGGGUAGAGCCCUUCAUACAAACUUGAAUGCUCGUUUCAGAUGUGAUGCCCUCAAGCUUGCAAUGGUGAAAAAUCAGAGGUUAGCAGAGAAACUGUUUAGGGGGAAUAUAUACGAUUGUGUUUGUCGAUUUGAGCCUGUGGAGACCAGUUGAAUUUUUUUUGGCUUUUUUAAGACUCAUUCGGUAAGUUCAUCCCUUGACAAAUUUUAUGAAGUAUUGUCAAAUUGUUAUAAUCAUCAUUCCUAUUGAUUUUUCAAAUAGUUUUUGUUGUAUAUAUUUUCAUAUAAAUUUUUAUUCUGUAAAAUGUAACUUCACCUUCUGUUUCUU
This is a messenger RNA of Phalaenopsis equestris, 3019 nucleotides long. Its product is annotated as pantothenate kinase 2-like. Gene Ontology annotation, molecular function: ATP binding; pantothenate kinase activity. The record is from RefSeq and is a predicted model, not a curated record. Bases 146 to 2845 code for a protein of 899 amino acids. The transcript is spliced from 23 exons. NCBI's taxonomy places the organism in Eukaryota, Viridiplantae, Streptophyta, Magnoliopsida, Asparagales, Orchidaceae. Gene Ontology annotation, biological process: coenzyme A biosynthetic process. Gene Ontology annotation, cellular component: cytosol; nucleus.